AUGGCCAAUAUGUUUGGAGCUCUAAACAGAUUCAUCUCGCGCCUGGACGCCGAUCCACAAGCUCAGAAACAGACUGGAGGAGGAUCUGACACGUAUGGUUUCCAAGUGCUUCGCAACAACAACCCAGAACUACCCCUGGAGCCAUGGUUCGACUCGAUCAUUGGUAUCAAUGGCCGCACCAUUCCCAGCCUAUUCGUCCAGGAGUUGCGCAACUGCGCCGGCACCAACAUCAGCCUGGGAGUCUACAGUGCCAAAGGACAGCAGAUCCGUGAAGUUUUCAUCUCGAUCCCACCAGACAACUCGCCGUUGGGUCUUGCCUUGCAGUGGUCACCGCUCACUACAACCGAAGCCGUCUGGCAUAUUCUUGAUGUCAUCCCCAACUCGCCUGCCGACGUCGCUGGCCUGUUGCCCUACAGCGACUAUGUCAUCGGCAGCCCGGAAGGCUUGAUGAGAGGCGACAGCUGGGGCGGCGAUGGCGCACUAGGCUGUGUUCUGGGCUUUGGAGCUCUUCACCGCGUCCCUGCUCCUUUGAACGAACCUGCACAAGCACCUGGAGAGACACUCUUCGAAACAGCCCGCUUCAGCAACGAAGAAGCUCGCUCGACACCGACUCCGGCUGGCGACUUCCUCGUACCCGCCAACUUGAACCUCAGCGCCACAACUCCACCUGCAAGCAUCAGCAUGGGCGGGGAGAAGAGAGGUGCUAGGAAACAAAGGGUACACCAUGCCAUAUCUCCUACUGCUGGUCUUGACGACUAUUUCGCCGAGGGAGAGCAGAAGAGCCGUGAGAUGGACAACGCUCCCACACCAAAGCCAACUGCAGGUCUACCACCACCUCCAAAGGCAGGCGGCCCACCAAGAGCUACCAAAUCGCCUGCCAUCGCUGCGGCUUCUGAAGAGCUCGAAGCAGAAGUCGGAGACGCAUGA
Molecule: messenger RNA, 927 nt
Organism: Aureobasidium uvarum
Lineage: Eukaryota; Fungi; Ascomycota; Dothideomycetes; Dothideales; Saccotheciaceae
Source: the annotation of a GenBank genome assembly